ACAAUGGAGGGAAGCCGGGGCCGUGUUUAUGGUUCCGGCUACCGAUAGCAACGCGCGGCCAUUUCAUCCUCUGAAAGUUGGCGACUCGGCGCGGACAUUUCCUCCUCUGUGCGCUGGCUUGAAAUAAACCUGCAAUAAAAGGCCCCCUUUCUCACAUUCUUCCACCCCACACAGCUCCCCAGCGACUAGUGUUAGCAGCCAUGUGUUUUUAAACGGUCCGCCAUCACCGGGCGGGUUACACUGAUGCUUCCCCGCUGUAGCCGCCCGCUCUUGGGUUGCUGUCGGACCCGGGGCAGCUCUCGGUGAAACGGACGCUGGGGCCUCACUCUGGAGAUGCCGCUGCUGGGACGGGGUGGCCGCUGGCGGCUGAGAUAUGGAGCGGCCAGGCUGCUGGUCGCAAACGCGGCCUUCAUCUCCCUCAUCGUGUUGUCUUGGCUCACCGGGGCCGAGGAGGCCUUUUCUUUGAGUGCCGGCCCGGUGCUCAGCCGGUGCCAGGUGCACCGUUUACUGAGCUACUGCUUCUGUCAUGACAAUAUAUUUACUUUACUCGUCAACGUAGUGUUCCUAAUUUUUCUGAGCAGCCAUCUGGAGGAACAGUUGGGUACCAUCCGAUACAUUUACCUCGCCAUCAUUUUUGCUGUCUUUUCUGCAAUUUUUUAUCUGCUUUUGGGCAAACUAUUAAGCUUGGAAGAAACAGCAGUGUGUGGUUUCACGAGUGUUCAUUUUGCUAUGGUGACACUAAGCUGCUGUAGUUCAGAAAUGAAACAGACCUUCACUGCAGUGGGAAUCCGUCCAGCAGCAGUGCCUUGGAUACUCCUCGCAGUUGCCUACUUUGUUAUUCCAAGUUCUUCCAUAUUUCUCCAUAUCUGUGGAGUUAUUGUUGGUCUGCUCUAUAGUUAUAGGUUUUUAUUUUGGUUGGAGUUGCCAGACUUUGUGGUAGAAUAUGUUGAAAGACUGGCUAUCUGUAGAUUUUUGCAACAUAAUUCCUGGAUUCCAUUUAUCUUCUCUCCAGCCCAAUAUCGUCUUACUGUCACAAGUAAUACUGAGAGGUACCCUGUUACCGAGGCCAAAACUCACACAUCAUCUCAAGUGCAUUUUACAGCCAUUGAUCAUUUUACAAAAGGCAGCAAUAGCUGCAACAUUGAAAUAGAUUCUCAGUGGACUGAGCUCCCCAAUCAGACAAUAUUGCCUUCUUCACAACUGCACGUUGGAUCAAUGGGAGCCAGUAAUUUCCAAGCACACUCUGAUAAUCCCUGCAGUUCUGCAUAUUCUGACCUGCUGGAUCCGAGUCAUUGUCUCCCUGAAUUCUGUCAUAUGUAUCCGGAUGAAAUUUACACUGCUGCUCGAUGCGGCCUUCUCACAGAUGAGGAUCUUUUACGUGCUAGUAUUGCUGCGUCCUUAAAAGAAUCAGAUCAGAGCAGGAAACUGGAAGUACCUAAAUCUUCAGUGUCCUCUCUACGACUACAGCAGUUACAGCAGAUGGGGUUUUCAACUGAAAAGGCUGUUUUAGCUCUGGCUGCUUCAGGGAAGGUGGAGGGUGCCAUCAAUCUCCUGGUAGAAGACCAAGUUGGAGAAGAUGCCAUUGUGACAACAAAGGAUCUACGGAAUGAGAAAAAGCAAGCGAAGAUAUCCCAAUGAAGUGGAUUAACGAACAUGAAGAGAUGCUCUUAAAAAGUACAUUACAAUGUAAUCUGUUGCAAGAUAUGAUAGUUUUUUAAAAUUUUAAAUGGCUGCUAAGAAAGUGGAGCGCCUUUAAUCCAAUAGAAACUGUAAUAGAAGGUCAUGAAAUACAACUUUUUUAACUAAAGUCGUAGAGUCAUACAUUGCAGAAGGAGGCUCAAAUGGUCCAUGCUACCAAGAAGCUCAUCGAAGCUGGUCCCAUCCUUCAAAAUCUUUCCUAUCCAUGUGCUGUCUUUUAAAAGUUAUUAUUGUACCUGCCUCAACCACUCACUCUGGCAGCUCAUAGUUCUAUGUGAAAAGUGGUUCCUCAAGUUCUUAUUGAAUCUUUCCUCUCUCAGCUUAGACCUUUGGUUCUUGAUUCCCCUAACCUGGGACUGACUGCCUUCACCCUAUUUAUGUCUCUCAUGAUUUUAUAUACCUCAAAAGAUUAGCUACGUUCCAAGGAAAAAAAAUUCUAGCCUGACCAAACUCUCCCCUGUAACUUAGUCCUUCAAGUCCUGGCAACAUCCUUGUCUGUCCUCUUUAUAGUCUAAUAACGUUUUCCCUUUAGUACGGUGCCCAAAACUGAACACAACACUCCAGGUAUGGUACAGGUUAAGUACUCCUUUUCCAAAAUUCAAAAAUCCAAAAACCUCUGAAAUAAUAAUUUUUUUUUGGAGAUGACAUCAGAAAUGGAAAUUUCCAUAAGGCACUGGGAAGGUUCCUAGGCGAUAUGCAGGCCACUGCACAUUACAGACAGUUCUGAGAAGUGACCUCACAUAUAUAAUAAGCAGAAGUUAAUGAAAAGUAUAAAAACACUGUAUAAAACAAAAAAAUGAAGAUCUUGAAUGUGUAUUGAAAAAGUGGAUUUGUCAAUGUCGGAGUAAAGAUUGUAAUGUAUGGAUCUAUUUCUAUUAGAGCAAUGACCUCCCCCACCUUUAGCACUACAUAUUGAUCUGUUGUCUAUGCAUGCGCUGUUUGUCUACACAUGCGCAUUGUAUUCUCUCUUUCUGUCUCACUCGUCAGUUAAAGCCGUCUCCUGCACCCGUGGUUUUAUUUAAUCUAUAUGUAGCUGUACACAGGGACAACAAAUUGGCAAUGAGUAUGAAUGCCAGAAAAUAUCACGAAUUGCACUGACAGUUAUGGCAUGAUUACGGGAUGCAACAGUGAUUGUUAAAGAACACAAGAAAGCUGAAGGAUUCAUGAGUAACAGUGAAAGACGCACUAAACUUAAAGUGAAAAGUAAUGUAGUGAUGGCUUCAGUCGGGAAAGUUGCCAAAUUUGAUAGCGCUGAUGAAGACUGGGAGUCAUAUAUCGAGAGGGUCGAACAGUAUUGUAAUGCGAACAAUGUUGAGGAGUAAAAGAAAGCCCCUACGCUUCUUAGCUUAAUGGGCUCAAGAACAUACAGUCUCUUACGCCACUUAGUAACCCUUGCAAAGCCAGCAAGCAAGAUGUUCGACAAAAUUGUUACAAUUUUACAAAAUCACUUGAGCCCUAAACCAUUGGUAAUAGCUGAGAGAUUUACAUUUUACAAGAGGAACCAGAAAAAAAGAUGAAAGCAUUUCUGAAUACAUUGCAGAACUGCGCAAACUAUCCCAGUACUGUGACUUUAGAGAUGAACUUUCUGAUGCAUUAAGGGACAGGCUUGAAUGUAGCAUGCAUAGUCAAAGCACUCAAAAGAGGCUAUUGUCCAAAAGAGAACCUAACCUUAGAACGGCCAUUGACCAUUGCAGUAUCGUUAGAGACUGCGGCAAAGGAUGCAGUAGAACUACAGAAAGGGAGGCUAGAAGGUGAAGUGCACAAAAUGUCCCUGAAUGAUGUAAAAAGCCAAAAAUGUUAUCGAUGUGGCAUGAUGCAAAUGACUGUUGGUUCAAAGAAAAAGUUUGCAUUAAGUGUCACAGACAAGGUCACAUUGAGAGAGCGUGCAAGGCAAACAAAAAGCACAACCCAGUGGAAAGUCUUAAACACAAAACGAAGCAAAUGUAUAAAGUUACUGAAUGUAAAACAGAAUCAGACAACAUGGUGUCUGACAAAGGUGAACUGUCAUGCCUAGAACUGCAUAGUAUAACUGAAGCAGAUCACAAAAUAAUCUGGAUCACAAUAGAUGAGUCUGGUGUAAAACUGAAAAUGGAGCUGGAUACAGGGUCAGCUUUGUCCAUAAUUCCAGAGGCUGACUACAACAGACUGUUUUCUAAGCUACCAUAAGAGAAGACUUCAGAGGUACUAAAGGCUUACACAGGCAAAGAAGUGUGUCCCAAAGGUAAACAAAGUAAAUGUGAUGUAGGCCAAACACAACAGUUAGAGCUUUAUGCGUGAAAAGUGGAAGGACAGCACUUUUAAGACGGGAAUGGUUGAAAAAAAUCCAACUAGACUGCCACACAAUCAAAGCUCUCAGUGUGGCAUCAACAGGCAACUGCAGCCCAAACGGUAGCACUAACUAGAGGCUGUCACAGCUACUUAAUGGUAAUCAGAAGGUGUUUGAGAAGGGAAUAGAUAAACGGAUCAAAGUCUUGGCCAAAAGCUGUUCAAGAAUCCAAAAAGUUUAAAAUGCACACCCACAGGCACUGUUAUAACCCAUGGGAGUGGCUGUUUUCACCACGGCAAAGAGUAUGUAUUGACUUUGCUGGGACAUUCCUUAUUGCUGUGGAUGCUCAUUCAAAGUGGCUGGAGGUUAUACCAAUGAAGUCAACCACCGCAGCAAAGAAUGUUUCUGGCCUGAGGACUACCUUUGCCAGAAAUGGCUUAUCAGGACAAAUUGUGAGUGGCAACGGACCACAAUACAGGUCAGAAGUAUUCUGACUGUUCAUGAAGAAAAAUGGCAUCAGAUAUUUUAAGUCAGCUCAUCACCACUCAGCAACGAAUGGGUUAGCUGAAACGUUGAUCUGAACCUUCAAGGAGUUCAUUAAAGCGUUGGACAAGGAGGACAUUUCUCUACAGCACAAGGUGGACAACUUCCUUUUUGUGUAUUAGAUUUCCGUUCAUGUGACGACAAACACUUGCAAUGCUGUUCAUGAGCAGGAAUCUGAGAUCUCGCAUUGACCUCCGGAAACCAGACCAACAGAGGGAAGUGCAGAAUAAACAGUUUAGCCAGUUGCCAAGUGAAGCAGCAAGGAGCUUUGAAAUUGGACAGGAAGUCCUAGCGUGUGGUUACCGAGAAGACAACUGGACACCUGGCAAGAAGGCUACAAGAACUGGACCACUGAUGUACACAGAGGAUGUUGGAGAUCAGACGUGGAGAGGUCAUGUGGACCAGGUACUGGACGCUCAACCGAAGAAGACACCUGAGUCGACUGCAUCCAUUAAGAUGGACACAUUAUAGUCAUCGGACUUACUUCUCAGUGAUGAUGUCACUGACAGCAACGCGACACCAGAAACUGAGGACGUUGUCUUGGAGAAGACAAGUACCAAACCUGACACCACUCCACAAGUCCAGAGGCACUAUCCUGAAAGAAACAGAGCACCACCCAACAGACUGAACCUUUAAAACUGUGAAGUUAGUUUUGCACUGCCAUUGUGAAAGCAUUUUUAUUAAAAGGAAAUUGAAUGUUUUGUACAUAUACAGUUUUAUGUUGGAUUAAUCUAAAGGGGGAGGAAGUGUAAUGUAUGGAUGGAUUUCUUUCAGAGCAAUAACUCGCCCCACAGCACUACACAUUGAUCUGUUUUCUGCACAUGCGCUAUUGUCUAUGCACGCAUGUUGUUCUCUCUCUCUUUGGCUGCAAUAUGUAUACACCCACUAAAGCCAUCUCCCGCGUCCGUGCUUUCUUGAAUUGAUAUGAGGUUGUGCACAGAUGUAACAAACAUAUGUCAUUUAAUGGCAUGCCGAUCAUGAAACAACCAAAGAUCUAUCACGAUGAACUGAAAAUUGAAAGUAAUCGUGAAUAUUCAGAAUAUUCUGGUUGCAGAAAUGUAAGAAAAAGCACGCCAUUAAAUUUUUAAAGAUUUAAAAGAUAAAGGGUCUACUGAUUACGAAGCAGCAGAGGCAUUCAUUAGAGUUUGCGAAGAUUGCUGCUGAUGAAAAUCUAAAACUAGAACAAGCUUACAGUGCUGAUUGUUUUUAUAUCUUCCAUAAAACCUAAGAAUAAGUGAAAUACAAAUACAGUGUCAUAAGGGAAAGCCUGACGUGGUUUGUUGUUGAUUAACAGCGUAUUCAGGUAUCCUCUCCCGAUGCUGUUGUGCUGCUUUUGUUACAACGCUCAUAUUAUAUUUUCAAUAUAUUAAUGGCAUGUAAUAUUUUUUAUUGUUAAGUACGUAUGUGUGAUGAACAACUGUAAGACAAAGACUGCUUACCAGAAGCACAUAAAUUCAGAGUCAGAAAUGAUGGCGAUCCCAAGCUAUCUCAUUAUGUGAUAUCUGAAAAAAUCUGAAGAAAUCCAAAAUCCGAAGCAUUCCAGCCCCAAGCAUUUUGGUGAGUACUCAACCUGUAUUACUAAUGCCUCGUACAACUACAACAUAAACUCCCAACUUUGAAACUCAACGCCCACACUAAUGAAUGCCGAUGUGCCAAAAGCUCUCAAUGAAAUGAGUUUGAACCUAGACAUUAUUCCAAAGUACAUUUUUUAAUUAAAAAUGAGCAGCAGCCCUCUGUAAAAAUCAAGAAUUCUGUGAACCAGUAACAAUACUUCAUUAUGGGGGUGUUGUGGAUAGUCUAGAGGGUUGUCAGAGGUUACAGUGGGACAUCGAUGGAUGCAGAACUGGGCUGAGAAGUGACAGAUGGACUUCAACUCAGAUAAGUGUGAAGUGAUUCAUUUUGGUAGGUCAGAUUUGAAGACAGAAUAUAAUAUUAAUAGUAAGACUCUUGGCAGCGUGGAGGAUCUGAGAGAUCUUGGGGUCUGUGUCCAUAGGACAUUGAAAGCUGCCACGCAGGUUGACAGUGUUGUUAAGAAGGCGUGUGGUGUGUUGACAUUCAUCAGCCAUGGGAUUGAGUUCAAGAGCUGCAAGGUAAUGUUACAGCUAUAUAAGACCACUGUGUUGAGUUCUGGUCACCUCACUACAGGAAGGAUGUGGAUACUAUAGAGAGAGUGCGGGGGAGAUUUACAAGAAUGUUACCUGGAUUGGAGGGCAUACCUUAUGAGAAUAGGUUACCAGGUUGAGUGAACUUGGCCUUUUCUCCUUGGAGCGAUGGAGGAUGAGCGGUGACCUGAUAGAGGUGUAUAAGAUGAUGAGGGGCAUUGAUCAUGUGGAUAGCCAGAGGCCUUUUCCCAGGGUUGAAAUGGCUAACAAGAGGGGGCGUAGUUUUAAGGUGCUUGAAACCUUAAGGUUUCAAGGGGAUGUCAGGGGUAACUUGUUCACACAGAGAGUGGUGGGUGCAUGGAAUGCACUGCCGAUGGCGGUGGUGGAAGUGAAUACAAUAGGGUCUUUUAAGAGUCUGUUAGAUAGGUACAUGGAGCUUAGAAAAAUAAAGGGCUAUGCGCUAGGGAAAUUCUAGGCAGUUUCUAGAGUAGAUUACAUGGUCGGCACAACAUUGUGAGCCGAAGGUCCUGUAGUGUGUUGUAGAUUUCUAUGUUCUAUGUAUAAUAAUAAUAAGCAUCCGUUAGUCUCAUGAGACCAUGGAUUUGUGCCUUGGAAGGUUUCCAGGGCGCAGACCUGGGCAAGGUUGUAUGGAAGACCGGCAGUUGCCCAUGCUGCAAGUCUCCCCUCUCCACGCCACUGAUGUUGUCCAAGGGAAGGGCGCUAGGGCCGAUACAGCUUGGCACCGAUGUCGUCGCAGAGCAAUGUGUGGUUAAGUGCCUUGCUCAAGGACACAACACGCUGCCUCAACUGAGGCUCAAACUAGCGACCUUCAGAUCACUAGACCGACGUCUUAACCACUUGGCCAGGUUCUGUGUAUAACCCUUGAUCUAUGGAUCAGAUGGCUGGCACCUGCAAUCACUCGUGCUGACACAAUGCUAAUCAUAGUCAGGGUGAACUCUUCAGCAAAACCACGAUCUGCCCCACUCACUCAACUUGCUUUCCAUUUUCCUGCUUCCCAUUCCAUCUUCCUACUCCUUUUUGAGGCAGUCAGAAAGAUGUCUUUAAAAGCACUGACUCACUUUCCUCAGUCAGUCGGCAAAUGACGUGGGAGGUGCUCUUCCAGCAAGCAGCGGCCAUCCAUGAAAGGCGGGGGAGAGGGGGUGUUACAUUUUAAUGCUCAUAGGGGGGAAACAAAUCACUCAAUUACUUUGAACAGGGUUACUGGUAAUGUGAAAUAAAGAAGAAUGCUGAAAAUACCAAGCAAGUCAGGCAGCGGCUGUGAGAAAGAAAGUCUGGAAGAAGAGUCAGAGUUACUUCUACAGCGUGGUGACCUGUAGUCAGGAGGCUGGCUAUCCAAAAUCAGCGGAAUUUAUUGUUGAGUCCCCAGAGCUGCAAAGUGACACACUUUAUGUUAUGUUGGAUUUUGCUGGACUGGUGGGAGAGGUCCAAGUGUGGAGUGGGUUGGAAAGUGGAAUAUCAGACACAUCCUCACAGAGUAAGCAGAGCUGCUUUGCAAAGUGAAAUCGACCAAUUAACGUACAAAGCAGUAUGUCUUCCGACUGUGGGAGGAAACCCACGCAUUCCAUGCAGAGGAUGCUGGGAUUGAACUCUGAACUCUGAUGCCCCGAGCUCUAAUAGUGUCCGCUCUAACCGCUAUGCUACCGUGGCGCCAGAUCAGAUUAGAAUGAAGUAAUUAGAAAGACUUGUUUGGAUCUGUGGAUGGUGGCAAAAAGUGAAAAGGCAUCACUUGUGGUUACGUAGGAGGGUGCUGUGACAAGGUGAGUGGGCAUCAGAGGAGAUGAAUGAGUGAGCUAGGGAAUCAUAGAGGAAAUGGUGGAAAGGGGAGGGCAAAAUGCCAAUAGUGACACUGGCAGCAAUUACAGAUGAUGAUCUUUUGAAUAUGAAGCCUGGAGGCGUGGAAAGUAACAACAAAGAGAACCUUAUCCUUGCUUUGGCUGAGAUAAGUGGGGCUUACAAACAGAAAGAGGUAUGGAGUGAGAUGGAUACAGUCAUGUCAGCUAAGGAGUUAGAAAUGAAUCAGGUGAAAGUGAGAGCAGGAAGAAGACUGGCAACAAAGUCUUGGCCCAAAAUGUCGGCCCUUUAUUCCUCUCUAUAGGUGCUGCCUCACCUGCUGAGUUCCUCCAGCAUCUGGUGUGUGUUACUCUUGAGUUUCCAGCAUCUAAGUACUACCUUGUAUGUAUAAAUUGUUAAAAUUUUCAGCUUUGUAUAAGAUCAUGAAAAUGUAUCUAUAUCAUAAUCAAUAUGAGGGAUAUGCUUCCUGGUGCCUUAAGUAGAUGGCUUUAAUUUACAUAUUAUUUGUCAGCAUUACACUGAGUUCAAAGAGCAAUCGUGUAUUAGCAACACACACAAAACGCUGGAGGAAGUCUGCAGGCCGGGCACCAUCUAUGGAAAAGAGUAAACAGUUGAUAUUCUAAAGUCCUGAAGAAGGGUUGCAGCCUGAAAUGUUGACUGUCUACUCUUUUCCAUAGAUGUUGCCUGACCUAUUGAGUUCCUCCAGCGUUUUGUGUGCAUUGCUUUGGAUUUCCAGCAUCUGUAGAUUUUCUUGAGUGUGUGCAUUGGCUUGUUUUCAUUGAAAUUAUUUAAAAUUCCAUACUUAACAAAAGAAGGAUAACUAAAUCCUUCUCUGCAUCACUCCCAUCCAAAUCUGUGGAGGAUUGUUAGCCAGUAUUAAAAUAGAAGUCAUUCAUAAGCAUGAAUACUGCAACU
Molecule: messenger RNA, 9336 nt
Organism: Mobula hypostoma (lesser devil ray)
Lineage: Eukaryota; Metazoa; Chordata; Chondrichthyes; Myliobatiformes; Myliobatidae
Gene: rhbdd3
Product: rhomboid domain containing 3
Exons: 6
Coding region: 334-1638 (434 amino acids)
Cellular component (GO): membrane
Molecular function (GO): protein binding; serine-type endopeptidase activity
Source: RefSeq, a predicted model, not a curated record